CUGAAUCCUGAUAUGGGCAAUGAUUGUGAAGCUGAAAUGUCUAGAUGAUGACUCACCAGCCUGCAAAAGACACGAUUUUCUGUAUCUUCAAAAGGAACGUGACUAUCUUCUCAGUAAUGCAACGAAGCCUAUUGAGCGUACCAUGGUUGAUGCAGUUGGGGAAAGGGACUGAUGAGUCGCAACACCCUAUUAGCGCGAAAUCUUGGCGGCGCACCGCACACAUUGAAUUGCCCCACCGGCCGCCGCCACUUCUCACUUUCUGUAUCAUAAGGGAUCCCGACUACCUACCUACCCGACACCCCCAACAACACAACCACAACCGCAAAUAUGUCCAAGACUGCAGGCCGCACCGACUGGGCGGAAGAAGAGGACGAGGAGUCCUCCCUCACCUCCCUCCCUCCCCAACAAGUCAUCAAGAACAAAGACGGAACCGAAACCGUCAUCUCCUACCGCAUCGGCGAAGACGGCAGGAAAUACAAGACAACACGGCGCAUUAAGAAGACCGUCGUAAAGCAAAUCGUAAACCCACGCGUCGCCGAACGAAAGCAAUGGGCGAAAUUCGGACAAGAAAAGGGCAAGCCCGCAGGCCCACAAACAGACACCGUCUCGGUCGCCGAAAACAUCGCCUUCCGCCCCGUCUCCAACUGGAAAGCCAGCAGCGAAGAUAAGGGCGACGAAGCGAAGAAGAAGGCCGAACUCAAGAACGCAAAGAUCAAGUGCCGUAUCUGCCAAGGCGACCAUUUCACCACAAAAUGUCCCUUCAAAGACACCAUGGCCCCCGAAGGCGACGUCGCCCCCGCAGAAAUGCCCGACGACGCGCCCGGCGGCGCAGGAGGCAGUCUGGGCACUGGCUCUGGCGGCUACGUUCCUCCUCAUCUGCGUGGCCGUGCUGGCGCAGGCGAGAAGAUGGGCGGCAAAUUCGACCGCGACGAUAGCGCUACCCUGCGUGUUACCAACGUGUCUGAAUUCGCGGAGGAACAGGACCUGCGCGAUAUGUUCUCCAAGUAUGGUCAUGUUACUCGUGUUUUCCUUGCCAAGGAUAGGGAGACUGGACGGGCCAAGGGCUUUGCGUUUGUUAGUUAUGCGGAUCGGAGCGAUGCUGCAAAGGCGUGUGAGAAGAUGGAUGGAUUCGGUUUCGGGCAUCUUAUCCUGCGUGUCGAAUUCGCUAAGAAGGCUUAAGCUCGAGUUGAUGGGAAAGACAUUUGUGAUGGUGACAUGAUCAUUGCAAUUUGGCGUUCU
Messenger RNA from Alternaria rosae, 1239 nucleotides. Its product is annotated as eukaryotic translation initiation factor 3 subunit G-domain-containing protein. The record is from RefSeq and is a predicted model, not a curated record. Gene Ontology annotation, cellular component: eukaryotic translation initiation factor 3 complex; cytoplasm. The transcript has 3 exons. NCBI's taxonomy places the organism in Eukaryota, Fungi, Ascomycota, Dothideomycetes, Pleosporales, Pleosporaceae. Gene Ontology annotation, molecular function: RNA binding; translation initiation factor activity. Bases 328 to 1179 code for a protein of 283 amino acids.